Messenger RNA from Cylas formicarius (sweet potato weevil), 2820 nucleotides. It is a transcript of the gene Eyg, whose product is annotated as paired box protein Pax-6-like. The record is from RefSeq and is a predicted model, not a curated record. Gene Ontology annotation, biological process: anatomical structure development; regulation of transcription by RNA polymerase II. Lineage: Eukaryota; Metazoa; Arthropoda; Insecta; Coleoptera; Brentidae. Gene Ontology annotation, molecular function: DNA-binding transcription factor activity, RNA polymerase II-specific; RNA polymerase II cis-regulatory region sequence-specific DNA binding. The transcript is spliced from 5 exons. Bases 187 to 1695 code for a protein of 502 amino acids.
CACCAACCAACGCGGAGCAGCGUUAAAAAACGCUCGCUUACCUGCAAGGUAGCUACGCAGUCAUUCACUGUCUUGCUUGCGACCGAUGAGCUUCACCGGUUCCGUAGUGUACAAAUACAAACCACCGUGUAUCGGGUUGUUUAAAAAGUCGCUCAAUGAACGAUCGGGUUCCGUUUUGUUGAUAAGAUGUUAAUUUCGAACGGUACGAGUACGUUGGGCACCGGAAACGAUUUUUCAAGUGUCGCGGCGUUGUCUGGGUGUUGCUCUGUUCCUGUUGCUCCGGGCGGCAGAUCAUCCACGAUCGUCAACUGGAAAAUGGAUUCCGUCGGAUUGCCCGUGCCAAAUACCGCCCCCAGCGUUUUGCCCAACGCCAUGCCUUUAUCGCCGACAGCAGCUUCCUCAGCUUCAAUUACCGGUUCGGUUUCGGCUCCCACUGGAGUCUCGUCGUCUUUACCAUCUUCUCUGGGUAGUGCUUCGUUGAGGGAACUCUACGGGAAUUCCUCUGUUGCUCCUGGGCAUCCUCUAGCCUCACUAGUAUCUCAGCAGCGGUUCCUGGAACUCUCGAGAUUUGGCCUGAGACACUACGACCUUGCGCAGCAUAUGCUUACCCAACAGGGGGCUGUCACGAAGUUACUGGGAACCUUGCGACCGCCUGGCUUGAUAGGCGGCAGCAAACCUAAAGUCGCUACUCCGGCCGUUGUUUCCAAAAUCGAACAGUACAAAAGAGAGAAUCCAACGAUUUUCGCGUGGGAGAUAAGAGAACGGCUCAUUUCUGAGGGUGUCUGUACGAACGCCACAGCUCCCUCUGUGAGCAGCAUAAACCGGAUUCUGCGAAACCGAGCGGCUGAAAGAGCUGCGGCAGAAUUCGCGAGAGCUGCCGGUUACGGACUUUAUCAUCCGCAUCCGUAUGCUGCUGCUGCAUUCCCUUGGCAUUCACCUUUAUGGCCCAAUGGGCCCUUGGGCCUUCAACCUCCAGGAGUGACGAACCCUUCCGUUAUGACAGGAUCCCCCGCUUCCUCAAGUUCGCCGCACGGUGAUCACAGUUUGUUACACUCGCCUCCGGGAGGUUUAGAAAAAGACGAUUCUAGUUUAGAUAGCUCGGAACAACCGAAAUUUCGAAGGAAUAGAACUACGUUUAGUCCCGAUCAGUUGGAGGAGUUGGAGAAAGAGUUCGAGAAGAGUCAUUAUCCGUGUGUGUCGACGAGAGAGAGAUUAGCCUCGAAAACGUCCUUGUCGGAAGCCAGAGUGCAAGUUUGGUUUUCUAACAGACGAGCCAAAUGGAGACGACACCAACGCAUGAAUCUCCUAAAGCAAUCUUCCCCAGGGCCGCAUCAGAACAGCCAUCAAUACGGCGGUCGUCUGACGCCUUCACCCCAUUGCAAAGCCGGUUCCACCCCUGGCUCGCCCCUUACCGGCGGCCCUUCGGCAUCCUCGCUCCUGUUACAAAUGGGUGGCGAAAAUAGUGCUUUCAAAGCCCUGGUGCCUAACUCUUUAAUCGGGCAGGAGAACAUGAGAAGAUUUACCGAUUAUCUGUCGGAUUCUGACGAGGAGAUCAACGUUAAUGAUGAGUCGGACGUAGAGGAAGAGCGAAUGAGGCACUCGCAUUCGUCGAGCCCGGUAGAGGUGGUCGAUUUGCCGUCCAAAGGUUCGCCUUCAUGUCAGCCUCUUCAGUUAACAAUUCACGAUAGAGAAUAAUGAUUGAUAUGAGACGUGAUCGCGUUUAGAGAAUUAUGUAUGCCGCAAAAACCUACAUCCAUUGUCUAGCGAUAUGUGAGAUACUUCUCUGCAUACCUACGCGAGAAUAUCGGUUGAACGAAGUUGUCAACUAUCGACCAAUAUUAAGUUAUCAAACUACUGCUGCUCCAACAUUUAGUAUAUUAUACGCUAGAGUUUUUGAGUGACAAAUAUUGCAAUAGAUGGCUAGUAUUGCAGACUACCUUUUUGUUCUCAUUUGAUUUGCUCCUAUGCCAAAUUUUUCUUGAAAUUUAUGGUAUUAUCUUGCUUCUUCCGAAAAAGCUGCGUUGGUUUUGAUACUCGGUCUUUAUGUGAGGUAUUCUUUAUUUAAAUGCGAAGCUUUAAGAGUACGACACAACGUUACAUUAAAACUAAUUUACAAAAGUUACAAUAAUUUUGGCAGACAAUAUAAUGCUUUUUAAUCUUUCAAUAAAAGUAAGGCAAAAAAACUUGAAACUACGUAUGCAGAAAAAAACAUUGACUUACGAAUUUUUACUUUGUCAAUAGACAGCACUUUGACGCACGUCACUCCAAAAGCAAACAAAACAAAAAAACAAUUUUUUGAUGUGAAAUCUUAAUAAUAAAAUUAAUGCGGAUGGAAUAAUGUCAUGCAAAAAUAGACAUUUGACCUAUAUAUUCAACAAACUUAUUCGGCAGAGAAGUAGUAUCUUAAUUAAUAAAAACAUCCAUUUUUGUUCUAAUUUAUUACCUGUCUGAUAUUAAUGGAAAUGUCUGGGUAAUUAUUCGGGAAUAAGUAGCGUAUCCUCAAAACAAAACGUAGGUAUUUGCGCUUUUCAGUUUUUCGUCAUCAGCAUCGAAUAAAACAAUAACGUGUAAAUGUGAAUCUAGCGCACACUGUACAUACCCCAACCGUACUAUAGUUAUUGUUGAUCUGUAAGAUAAUUUAAUUUCCUAUUUAUUUGUAAAUAGAGUCCGUAUUUAUUAGAAUUAGACCCAACUCCACCGAUUGUUUUGUAAUCCUUACCGGUAGCGUAACCGUAACCAGCGUAAAACAUUUGUGACGUCACAGUUACGCAAUCUUAUUGUUGUGUACAUAGAAAACGAGAUCUUGUUCCUGAAAUAAAU